AUGACCCAAAAGAUUUCCCACGGGUCCCUGCACGCUUGGGAUGGCGGAGGUACUGAUCCCAUUACAGAACGUUCUGACUGCAAAUGUUGGGGCGACUGUGACAGCGACUUUCAUGAAACCGACUCCAAGGCAAAUCAAACUUGGAAGGACACCGACCCUCUCAGUGAAGGACCCAACUGCUGGAAUCAGUGGAAUGGCAUUGAGCAUACCGGUUGUUGGAAAGACGACAAUGAAAAGCCUACAGCGGACGACGAUGGAAAGAAGUUGCAGGAAGAACUGAAAAGUCUGUGUACAAAGCUCGGGGAAUUUUGGGCCCAGAAGGGAGAGGAAGACCAAUCGUUCUCUCAGAUGGGCGCAGCCUCUACCGGUAUCAUUGAGUCGGUAGCCCCACUUAUGGAAGAGGCAAAAGGGCUCUGCCUCAUUGCUUCUGAGAUCAACUUCAAAGUGAAUUGUAUGAUGGUACAGCGCAACCAUCGAAAUUCGAUGAAGGGCCAUAUAGGGGACCUGAGUUUCCUCAUCACAUCACUCGAUAAAUCUGCCGUUCAAUUGGACACAGCCGCACGGAAGAUCACUACGGAGGUCUUGAAUGCGAACGCGGCUAUGGUCAAGAUGAAUGCUGCCUCUUUUGACUGUUCUGAGCAGUAA
This is a messenger RNA of Penicillium verhagenii, 645 nucleotides long. RefSeq lists its product as uncharacterized. The transcript is spliced from 2 exons. The record is from RefSeq and is a predicted model, not a curated record. Bases 1 to 645 code for a protein of 214 amino acids. Lineage: Eukaryota; Fungi; Ascomycota; Eurotiomycetes; Eurotiales; Aspergillaceae.